This is a messenger RNA of Alternaria rosae, 309 nucleotides long. RefSeq lists its product as uncharacterized. The record is from RefSeq and is a predicted model, not a curated record. Lineage: Eukaryota; Fungi; Ascomycota; Dothideomycetes; Pleosporales; Pleosporaceae. The transcript has 2 exons. Bases 1 to 309 code for a protein of 102 amino acids.
AUGGCGGACGCGACCAAGAACCUUACCGACACAGCCAACAAUGCAACGGGCGGCCGCGAUGGCGGACCCGGUGAGACAAUUGGCAAACUAGGCAACACUGCCACCGGCGCUGUAGCGCCCAAGAAGAAGCCGAAGAAGAAGGGCGGCAACAACAACGAAGAGGAAGACGAAGAGACCACAGAGGGUUUCGGUCUUGACAAUGGAUCGGACGUGAAGGGUAGCUUGAAGGUACACAUUAAGUUGGACCUAGAAGCGGAUAUCAAGGUUUACGCAAGGAUCAGGGGAGACAUUGCGAUUGGUAUCCUGUAA